This is a messenger RNA of Siniperca chuatsi (mandarin fish), 3127 nucleotides long. RefSeq names its product ras-related protein Rab-3A-like. Gene Ontology annotation, cellular component: plasma membrane; endosome; synaptic vesicle. Gene Ontology annotation, biological process: regulation of synaptic vesicle fusion to presynaptic active zone membrane; protein localization to plasma membrane; maintenance of presynaptic active zone structure. Gene Ontology annotation, molecular function: GTPase activity; GTP binding. NCBI's taxonomy places the organism in Eukaryota, Metazoa, Chordata, Actinopteri, Centrarchiformes, Sinipercidae. Bases 131 to 793 code for a protein of 220 amino acids. The record is from RefSeq and is a predicted model, not a curated record. The transcript is spliced from 5 exons.
AUCAUUGUUACACUUUGGCUGUACCGCUUAUGCCGGGGCUGUCAAUCAAGAGGCGCACGAGCUACUGCAGGUGCAAAGCUGGGCUUUGGGCUAGGCACUGCUGCGAAGCCGAGGAUAAAACGCACAUUUCAUGAUGGCUUCUGCAAAUGCCACAUAUGGACAAAAGGAGUCCACAGACCAGAACUUUGAUUACAUGUUUAAAAUCCUCAUCAUUGGCAACAGCAGCGUAGGAAAGACUUCCUUCCUUUUCCGCUAUGCAGACGACUCAUUCACGCCAGCCUUUGUCAGCACAGUGGGCAUCGACUUCAAGGUCAAGACCAUAUACAGGAACGACAAGAGGAUAAAGCUGCAGAUCUGGGACACUGCUGGCCAGGAGCGCUACAGGACAAUCACCACAGCUUACUACAGGGGAGCCAUGGGCUUCAUCCUCAUGUAUGACAUCACCAACGAGGAGUCCUUCAACGCUGUUCAAGACUGGUCGACCCAGAUCAAGACAUACUCAUGGGACAAUGCCCAGGUCCUCUUGGUGGGGAACAAGUGUGAUAUGGAGGAUGAACGAGUGGUGGCUGCAGAGAGGGGCCGGCAGCUGUCAGAACAGCUGGGUUUUGAGUACUUUGAAGCAAGCGCUAAAGAUAACAUUAACGUGAAGCAGACCUUCGAGCGGCUGGUGGACAUCAUCUGUGAGAGGAUGACAGAGAGUCUGGACAACAACGACCCGACUGUCACCGGAGCUAAACAGGGGCCGCAGCUCAACGAGCAGCCUCAGAGGUCCCAUCAGGAUUGUGCUUGCUAAACAUGACUACACACACACACACACACACACACACAAACAAACAAACACUGUCUGCUGUCCUAAAAUCCACACACCUUUUUUCAGUUCAUCUGUCACUUUCUUUCUCAUAUGCACAUACACAAAUAUAUUGCACACAAACACUGCCAUACAGUGACACACAAGCUGGCUGCUUCGAGUCUCCACCCCUCUGACUUUUGUUCAUUUCAGUAAUACAGAGAUUACAUGAUAGCGCUAACUUAGUCAGAGGGGUGAAGACCAUUAACAGAGGUACAAUCCCAAGUUGUCUUUCUUUCUUACUUGUACGCACAUACACAAACACACACACUAUACUGUAUCUUAACAGAGUUAUAAAAGGCCAGUCAAGGCUAAGACUCCAAUCAUUCCUUACUGAUGUGUCUGCAAUUGGGUUAUACUCUAAAAGGCUGUGAAGGAGGAAUAUUAGAGGGAUCCUCCAACCCCAGCUCCCACUCAGCAUUAAACCUAAAUGGAUACAAAUAAUUUAAAAUUGUUUUACUUUUAGUCCAGUUGAAAAUAUAUGUUUGUUGCUGUGUAUAGAGUUGCUGGUCUUUUUUAUGUUUUUGAGUUGGUUGGGUGUGGUUUUGAGCAUGUGAAAUCACCAGUCCUUCCCAGUGUUGUGAUUGAGUUUCUACAGAUAAUUGCGGUCCAAGUUUGACGUCCAAACGGGGUCAUUUGAAAGUUUGUUUUUCUUUUAAUUUUAGGAAUGAAUGUAAAAAUAGCAAAAGUCAUGCAUAUCCGUUUGCUAGUCAAGUUAUUGUUAUAAUAAAUAAUUUUUGGGCCCUUCCCAGAUUUUUUUAUUUUUUUUAAUUUCUUUUAGUAGAAUUGGAUGGCAAUGUCAGUCGCUUGGUGGGCCAGUGUAAGGAGCUGCAUAGCCUCUGGAGGUUACUCGAUUUUAGAUUCUUUUUUACUUUUUUGUUACUAUUUUUUAAGACAUAUGACAAUAAAAGCAUAAGGGAUGUCAUUCACCUCAUGGAGAAGAGUGUAUAAAUGUUUAAAAGUAAAUAAAUAUGCAUUUUAAAAUACAUAUAUAAUAUAUAUACAUAUAUAAUUAACAUAUUAUACAAUAAUAAUAAUUUAGGCUAUUGGAUUGCGACCUGUGCUUUAGUGAGAGCUGCAUGUUGUUGAUGUUUAACUGAUUCUGGUUGACUAGAUGGUUACUUGUAUGAGCUGAAUUUAAAACCCAUCUGUCCUACAGUUUCAGUACUUGGAGGUACCAAAUGCCGCUAAAGGUUUCACUUGUGAAGCCCAUGGCCCCUUCUCAUUGUAUUAACUUUCAUUCACUGCGUACAUGCAACAUGCACUCACUAGAAAGGCAUGUGAUUCAUGUGUGAGCACUGGUAUACCACAGACCUGCCAUCUUUAUCAACUUCCAAAUAGUCUCUUAUGUCACAGUAGAUCAUGGUUUCAUCUUUGGGGGGAACAUGAUGUUUUUAAGCAUGUUAAAUGUCGAAUUAUGAGUUUUAUUUCUUUCUCAGAUGUUAAGGUUAGGGAUUUGUCUGCUCAUGUAUACAGUACAAAAUGCAUUCACAGAUGAGCUGAGGCAUGCGGAAAUAUUUUCAUCACCUAAGUUAUUUCAAAGUAUAACUUAUUUAUUUUGUAUUACUUAUAACUUUAUUUAUUUUUGAGAUAAUGUUCUUCCUAGAUUAUGCAUUGCAAUCUGCACUCUACAUUUUUAAAGAGAUGUUCAGUUGUAUUCAAUUGCUUAAACUGUCCCAGCUUUUAAAUGAAAAUGUAUUUGUGUUUACAGUGAAUAUGAAGUAUAAGAUGCUUCCUCAAGAAGAAAGUUAAACAUUCCAGUGUAAGAAUCUCUUAUGUCAACGUGGCUUUGUUUGUCUUUUGAUAUCAGUUAUGUAACGUUUAAGAUGUGGUAGUGUAAAAGCAGUUCUUUCUCUCCACACCCAAAUAUCAGCAACAUACAACCCUGCUGAAGUUUUGUAAUACACGUACUGUACGUGAGUGUGUGAAUGUACAGUAUAAAGUCAGUCAGUCAGGAAACUGUUUGGGAAGUAAACUGAAUACUCUGAACACUUCAUUAAAAUAGUGAUUCUUAUUGCAUUUGUUCACUUUUGACUUGUUUGUUGAUUUUUGUUACCUUAUUUAUUGUGUUUUGCUACAGCUGUAAACUUCCUGGUGACUUAGGAACGCGUAUUGAUCCUGUUCAACUCUCCUCCUCCUCUUCCUUCUUCCCUGUCAUAAAUAGCCCUUGUAAAUAGGAAUUUUCUGCCCGUCGGGUAUUAGUUGUGUGAACUGUGCUGUAAUUCUGUAAUGCCAGAUUUGCUAAAAUGAGGAAUCAAUAAACAAAUUCUAAAAGCUGGA